AUGACCAGCGUCCGGUGCCUCGCCAGCCUCCUGCUGCUCUCCGUCUAUACAACUCCAGUCACCUCCAACAUCACCACUGAAGCCCCGCCAAUAUGUGGAAGCCCAGUCAUCUCCAAUCGGAUCGUUGGUGGCACAGAUGCAAGUGAAGGAGCAUGGCCCUGGCAAAUCAGUCUCCGGUACCAAGGUUCCCACAUCUGUGGCGGUUCCUUGAUUUCCAACCAGUGGGUGCUCUGCGCCGCACACUGCUUUGCAUGGUCUACAAAUCCCUCCGACUACAAGGUCGUCCUCGGAGAGUACCAGCUGAAAACCACCAGUCCUCACCAGGUUGAGUCCACCGUACAAAGUAUUAUUGUGAAUGCCCAGUACAACGGAGCUGGCAGCUCUGGGGACAUCUCCUUGAUUAGACUGUCCAGUCCUGUUACUUAUACUGAGUACAUCCUGCCAGUCUGUGUGCCAGCCGCAUCCAUGAGCUUCCCUGGUGGCACCAACUGCUGGGUUACUGGAUGGGGCAAUACAGGAUUUGAUGUUAAUCUUCCGUACCCGCAGACUCUGCAGCAGGUCACGGUGCCUCUGAUCAGCACCAGUGCCUGUGAUUCCAUGUACCACCUCAACUCCAUCAUUGGUGCCAGCCAAGAGAUCAUUCCAAAUGACCAGAUCUGUGCAGGAUACCAGGCUGGGAAGAAGGACUCCUGCCAGGGUGACUCCGGGGGACCCCUGGUCUGUAAAAUAAAUGGAUUUUGGUAUCAAGCUGGUAUCGUAAGUUGGGGAGAUGACUGCGCCCUGCCCAACAGGCCUGGAGUUUAUACGUACGUCCCUUAUUACCACGACUGGAUCCACUCACAUGGAGCCACGCGUUUCGUGUCAUCAUCCUCCAUAUUUACUGCAUCAGCAUUACUACUGAUCAUCUGCCUAUUGCUUGCGUCAGAUCUUCCCUCGGGCUUCAGUAUUAAGUAUCUAGAAAACCAGGCAAGAAGAGAACAAUGUGGAGUGAAACCAUCUUCCUUACAGCAGCACAAGCUUCCAGUCCUAAGAAGGUUACUUCUUUAUAAUGAGCACAGGCUGGUCACACCUCGGCCCUCCUCCUCACUGCUGACCUCUCCGUGCGGGUCACCUGUAGUCACCACCAGGAUAGUUGGCGGAACAGAUGCUGUGGACGGAGAAUGGCCAUGGCAAGUCAGCGUGCACUACAAGGGAAGCCAUAUUUGUGGGGGGUCCCUCAUCUCCACCCAGUGGGUGUUGAGUGCGGCCCACUGCUUUGAAAACUCCGUUUCGGCGGCAGAUUAUCAGGUUUACUUGGGUUUCCAUCGCCUUUGGGUGAAGCCUCCGCCUCAGGCUGUUAUUUCUGGGGUCCACACCCUGAUUGUCAGCGCUGAAUAUAAGGGGAUGGGCAGCAGGGGGGACAUCGCCCUCCUGAGGCUGUCUGCCCCCAUCUCCCCCUCCCCGUACAUCCUGCCCGUCUGCCUGCCCUCCGCCUCCGUCACCUUCCCCUGCGGCCUGGAGUGCUGGGUGACCGGUUGGGGCCACACGGCCUUCCACGGAGAUCGUCCUUCUAACGGGACCCUGCAGAAGGUCAGGACACCACUGAUUGACCAUGAGACAUGCGACACUUUGUAUCAUAUCUGGUCCCUCGACUACUCCACCAUCAUCCAGGAGGACAAAAUAUGCGCUGGUUUUGUGAAAGGGCAAAAAGACUCCUGCCAGGGAGACUCUGGAGGACCCCUGGUGUGUAAAGUCGAUGGUGUCUGGUAUCAGGCUGGCAUUGUAAGCUGGGGAGAAGGCUGUGCUUAUCCGUUUCGCCCAGGGGUCUACACCCUAGUUCCAGCCUAUGAGCAGUGGAUCAGAACGUUUGUGGAUGUGAACUUUACCGAUGUGACAGACAUGGCUGACCCCCCUUUACCGUGUGCAGACGGCCUGGACAAUAUAGAAUCUCUUGAGAGUAAAGGAAACAUUGGAGGAGAACAUCAUGGGUGGACGCCGCUGGUUCCACUGCUUCUUCUCUGGAGAUGUUUAUAA
Molecule: messenger RNA, 2013 nt
Organism: Bufo gargarizans (Asiatic toad)
Lineage: Eukaryota; Metazoa; Chordata; Amphibia; Anura; Bufonidae
Product: transmembrane protease serine 9-like
Biological process (GO): proteolysis
Molecular function (GO): serine-type endopeptidase activity
Source: RefSeq, a predicted model, not a curated record